Messenger RNA from Cuscuta campestris, 1383 nucleotides. NCBI's taxonomy places the organism in Eukaryota, Viridiplantae, Streptophyta, Magnoliopsida, Solanales, Convolvulaceae. The record is from the annotation of a GenBank genome assembly.
AACCGACCGAACCGAACCGAUGCUCUCCCCUACCCAAUAGAGUAUAAAAUUGAGAGUUUGAUUUGUUUUUUUAAAAACUGUUAACGCAAAUCAGAAAAUCACCAAAGAGGUCGAGAAAUGGCGUCGAGGUAUGAGGAGAAAGAUUUCCUUGCUUGCUGCGGGAGCACCAGAUUUGCCAGAGAAAUGGCCUCAGCCGCUCCCUUCUCCGACUGCGCCGCCGCCGUAACUGCUGCCAGAGACAUCUGGUUCAACAAGGUCAAUAUAAACGGGUGGCUCGAAGCUUUCUCUGCUCAUCCCCAAAUCGGCCAUAUGCCGUCGCAGAAUCAUAAAAGCCCCACUAGUGCACAGUGGAGCGAGGGAGAGCAGGCAACAGCUCUAGCCACUGCCACUGGUUCUAGCUUGCAGGAACUAAACGAGUGGAAUGCUCGGUACAUGGAGAAGUUUGGAUUUGUCUUCUUGAUAUGUGCUUCUGGAAGAAGUACUGCCGAAAUACUUGCUGAGUUGAAGAGACGUUAUGAAAACAGACCUAUUAUUGAGUUUGAAAUAGCUGCCGGGGAGCAAAUGAAAAUAACUGAGUUACGGUUGGCCAAACUCUUUUUAGCUGAAGUAGAUUGCGCCACUGUGUCUAAAGCCCCUCUAUAUACAGAUGCAUCUAAAGUAGAAGAAGAUCGUGUGAACAUCAUCGGAUCACAUUUGAUAGGUAGAACUGGCAGAGGUCAAACAGAGAAACCACUGUCUCAUCUUCCACAAAGGACGCGUCCUCCCAUCACAACUCACAUUCUUGACGUUGCACGCGGUUGCCCUGCCAAUGGUGUUGAAGUGCUAUUGGAGGUGUGGAAAGGAAACUUCCGACCUGGGCCCCACUCUGGCAAAGCUGAUCAAGGUGGUUGGAUACCCGUAGGGUCCUCGGCUACAGACAAAGAUGGCCGGUCCGGUCAGUUGAUGGGAUUGGUUGAGGAGUUGGACCCGGGAGUGUAUCGGAUCAGCUUCGACACGGGGAAGUAUAAUCCUGAAGGGUUUUUCCCCUUCGUCUCCAUUGCGUUUGAGGUUAGGGAGUCUCAGAAAUGGGAGCAUUUUCAUGUUCCUCUCUUGCUUUCCCCAUUCUCAUUCUCCACUUAUCGUGGGAGCUAAGUAAUUGUGAUGGCUGUUGUGUUGAUUAACAUUGUGUUUAAGAUAAACGAAUCACUUAUGUUACUCAAAAUAAAGGCUUAUGGAUGAAUAGUUUUAUUAAGAGCCCAAAUAUUUGGUCUUUUUAGGAUUACGCACCAAUAUUUUGUAUUUCUCCAUUCCAAUUUAAGUUGCCUGUUCAUUAUUUCACAGAGUCAAAUUUAAUUUACUUUUUUACUUACUCAUUUGAGAAAUUAAUAUAGUUAUGUCUCCUCU